AUGGCCUCCGCGCAGCCCAUGGUGGGCGGCGGGGGUCUGUCGCAGCGCAAGGAAAACAACACGGCGAGCCGGCUGGCGGUCGCAGAGGUGCUUGGGGACGAGUGGCGCAGCCGCACCCCUGACGGCCGGCCGCGCGCGGGCGCUGCGCCCGGGGAGCAGCAGCAGCAGCAGCGGCGUCCGCCAACCGUGGUCGACUCCGCCAUCCCGGCGAUCCCUGAGGUGGAUGAGCCCGAUCACUGGCGGGCGGUCGGGCGUGUAGAGGCGGCGUUUACGGUCCCGCUGCAGCCGGCGUUCGCCGUGGUGCAGCUGGGGCCGUUUCAGUACAAGGUGACGGCUGAUGACGUCAUCCUGCACCCGAAGCUGGUGGGGGCGGAGGUCAACGACGUGAUUGCGCUGGAGAAGGUGCUGCUGCUGGGCACGCCGCAGGACACGACCAUCGGGCGCCCCUACGUCCCUGGCGCCUGCGUGGUCGCGGCGGUGGAGUCUCACUUCCGCGAAACCAAGGUGCACGUGUUCAAGAAGAAGGUGCGCAAGCGCUACUCCAAGCUGCAGGGCCACAGGAGCCAGAUGACCGCCCUCAGAAUACUGCAGGUGAUGCCUGAGGGCCUGCCGGCUGACUGGCGGCAGGGGGCGGCGCCAUAG
Molecule: messenger RNA, 642 nt
Organism: Monoraphidium neglectum
Lineage: Eukaryota; Viridiplantae; Chlorophyta; Chlorophyceae; Sphaeropleales; Selenastraceae
Product: 50S ribosomal protein L21
Exons: 4
Coding region: 1-642 (213 amino acids)
Biological process (GO): translation
Cellular component (GO): ribosome
Molecular function (GO): RNA binding; structural constituent of ribosome
Source: RefSeq, a predicted model, not a curated record